AAGCCCGCCAAUAAUGCACGCAAAUUAUUCCUGUGGAGGCUUCCUGACCCAGCCAUCUGGGUACUUUUCCAGCCCGUUCUAUCCGGGGAACUAUCCAAACAACGCCAAUUGUCUGUGGGACAUUGAAGUCCAAAACAACUACCGUAUCACAGUUGUCUUCAGAGAUGUCCAGCUUGAAGGGGGCUGCAGUUAUGACUAUAUUGAGGUGUUCGACGGCCCCUCCCACAGUUCCUCUCUGAUCGCCCGGGUUUGUAAUGGAUCCAUGGGUCCCCUCAUUUCCUCAUCGAACUUCAUGUCCAUCCGCUUUGUCAGUGAUGGCAGCAUCACGAGGAGGGGCUUCCAGGCCAACUACUACUCCAGCCCUUCUGAAGAUAACACCAAGUUGCUUUGUCUGCCAAACCACAUGCAAGCCAGCGUGAGGAGGAGCUACCUCCAGUCCCUGGGCUAUUCUGCCAUGGACCUUGUCAUUUCCACCCGGAAUGAAAGCUCCCAGUGUCAGCCCCAGAUAACGGCCAGCCAGGUGUUGUUCACAAUUCCAUAUUCCGGCUGCGGCACCACCGAGCAGGUAGAUAAUGAUACCAUCACCUAUUCCAACUUCCUCAAAGCAGCUGCUCCAAGUGCCAUCAUCAAGAGGAAGAAGGAUCUCCACAUUCACAUCAGCUGCAAAAUGCUCCAGAACACCUGGGUUGACACCAUGUACAUCGCUAAUGACACCGUCAACAUCAAUGAAGUGCAGUAUGGCAAUUUUGACGUGAACAUUUCCUUUUAUGCAUCAUCUUCAUUUUUAUACCCGGUGACCAGCAACCCCUACUACGUGGACCUGAACCAGAACUUGUACCUUCAGGCCGAGAUCAUCAAUUCUGAUACCUCCCUGACCUUGUUUGUGGAUACCUGUGUGGCGUCCCCGUAUUCCAAUGACUUUACAUCUUUGACUUAUGAUCUAAUCCGGAGUGGGUGCGCCAAGGACAGCACCUACCGCUCCUACCCCCAGCCCUCGCCUCGCAUCGUCCGAUUCCAGUUCAGCUCCUUCUUCUUCCUGAGGCGCUUCCCCUCUGUGUACCUGCACUGCAAGAUGGUGGUGUGCAGGGCCAACGACUACUCCUCCCGCUGCCGCAGGGGCUGCAUCGUCAGGGCCAAGAGGGACGUGGGCUCCCACCAGGAGGUGGACGUCGUCCUUGGACCCAUCCUGAAGCGGGACCCGCGCACUGAGAAGAGGGACCUGGUGACGAGCCAGCCCUCCCGCCCUUAGGCCCCAGAGGGGCAGGGACCCGGGAUGUUUCUGUGGGCAUCGCGUCCCCCCUCCGAUUGGAUGUCCCCACGUGCC
Lontra canadensis (Northern American river otter) is the source of this 1324-nucleotide messenger RNA. RefSeq names its product deleted in malignant brain tumors 1 protein-like. Gene Ontology annotation, cellular component: cell surface. The transcript has 6 exons. The coding region runs from base 14 to 1249 and encodes 411 amino acids. Lineage: Eukaryota; Metazoa; Chordata; Mammalia; Carnivora; Mustelidae. The record is from RefSeq and is a predicted model, not a curated record.